Emiliania huxleyi CCMP1516 is the source of this 942-nucleotide messenger RNA. RefSeq lists its product as hypothetical. The coding region runs from base 1 to 942 and encodes 313 amino acids. NCBI's taxonomy places the organism in Eukaryota, Haptophyta, Isochrysidales, Noelaerhabdaceae. The transcript has 2 exons. The record is from RefSeq and is a predicted model, not a curated record.
AUGCUGUACGCGGACAAGGCUGCGCUGGAGAACCGUACAAAGGCGCAAAGGCGCCGUCUCUCGGCGGGCACCAGCUCACGCUCACCUGCUGUAACCGCAAAUCCGGCUGUGCAGGUGAGGCUGCUGGCCAUCCGCGAGCGCGAGCUCGAGCUGUAUGUGAACAACUGCCGGACCAUGGGCAUGGUGUCGGCGAUAUUCUCGGGCCUGGUCUACACCAAGCUGGACUACUUCAAGGACGCGAACUGCGGGUGGCACUCUCACCAGGCGCCCGAGUGGUCCGAGUGCCCUGUCGGCGAGGCGAUGGUGGGCGGCGGCUGCCAGGCCUGCGGAGACGAGGCGCCGUGCGACUCGUCGGACUGCGAGACGGGGACCACGUACAGCGCGGCGAUCGGCGCGUGCGUGCCUUGCGGCGGCGAGUACAGGCAGGCCCUCUUUGUGGCUGCCAACCUGCUCACGAUGUGCUGCGGGCUCGAGGCCGCCUUUGGCACCACGGCCAUCACGAUGCUCGGGCCUGGGCUCGCGCUGCGCGGGCCGGACGGGUCGAUGAACAAGGCCGUCGAGGGCAUCCUCGCCGAGUACGAGCUCGUCUCGUACCUCGUCUACCUCUCGAUCUACUCCUUCCUCGCUGCGGGCGCAGUCUUUGCCUUUUUGGCCGAGGCGCCCAACCUGCUCACCUCGCUGGGCCUGACGGCGCUCGUGGCGGCGACGUACCGCUUGAUGGCGCGGCGCGUGCACGUGGUCGAGGAGAACUUCCCGAUGAAGAAGAUCGCCCUCGUCUCGGGCGCCUUCUUUGAUCACUCGGCGCCGCGAGCAGCGGCCGGCGGAGGGGCGACCGUCACGGCGACGGUCACGACGCCCUCCGGCGGCGGCGGCGCGGAGCGCCCAAAGAUGACUCUGGCCGAGAGAAGAGGAUACGCACAGUUGCACGACAUCGUGGAGUAG